Molecule: messenger RNA, 420 nt
Organism: Purpureocillium lilacinum
Lineage: Eukaryota; Fungi; Ascomycota; Sordariomycetes; Hypocreales; Ophiocordycipitaceae
Source: RefSeq, a predicted model, not a curated record
AUGGGUGGGAGGACACCCGUAGCCGCCCUCGUGGGACGCACAGUCACUCACUUCCUCCCCAUCACGAUCCCGAGGGCCAAGGGCACGCAGGUAACAUGGACAGCUAGCUACGCACGCCUGCUCCCCCCUGGUCUAGCCGCCCAGCCCAAGCCCAGCCCGCGCAGACCCCCCUCCCCUGGGACCCCGGGAAACUCGUAUCCCGCAGCCCUAGCCGAACAGGCUAUUGCCCUAUCAAUCUCUCCCGAGGGCAUGGGGCGCCCGGAGGGGAGCCUCUCCCGACGGACGACCAACCUUCCCUUCCCUCGUGCGGGUUCCCGCCACCAGACGCCCUGGGACUCGGAUAGCAAACUCACUGGCACUGCGGCAGGCUACGGACACAGGGCACCUAUCCGGAUGAAACUUAACCGUCACUACGCAUAA